CUCGAUCACAACUACGACGUGAAUCCUCAUGACAUACCCUGCGCCUCAUGAUUUGGGCGAAUGAGCCUGUACAUUCCUUCUGAUUCCUUGGCGAUGAAAUAAAGGCGCUGCGAUAACCUCUUCUUCCUUCUUUCGGCCUCGUAAGCUCUGUCAUCAUGGCGACACCUUCGACAACGCCCGCUCAGCUCGAGCUCAUCAACUCUCUGUCGCAAGAUGAGAUCCCCAUUAAGCUUCGAUGCGCCAUCUGCAGCAGAUUGGCCAUCAACGCCUUCCGACUCCCGUGCUGCGAGCAGGCGAUCUGUGAGACUUGCCAGUCGACUCUCCCUUCGUCGUGUCCCGUCUGCGAACAUACUCCCGUUGCAGCUGAAGACUGCAAAGCAAAUAAGUCAUUACGAACCACCAUCAAAGUCUUCCUCCGAACCGAGGAGAAGAAGCGCGAAGCUAUUCGUCUGAAGGAGGAAAAGAAUACACCUCCCGAUACUCUAGUCUUGCAUGAGCCGACUCUGGUAGAGCAGACUGCUGUCAUCGAAGAGACACCCAUCAAGCAACCCGUCUCGGCUGAAGUCAAAACUGAAGCAGAGCCCUCAGUGGGACCUGCUGACGAGACUCUUCCUAACGCGGAACAAGUUACACAAGCUGAGCAAGAUAUCCCUCAGCAAUCCAUCGAAGAGAUAACACCAGGUCAGGAACCUAUCGCCGAAAACGAUCUGAUCAAUAAAGUAGACGGCGCAGCUGACGCUGGGGAGGGAGGUGAUGCGCAGGCAGAUAUGAAUGGCCAAACAGGGCAGGGCGUAUCUCAGACAACUGGAUUUGGUGCUGGAUUCGGAUUCGACACGAGUGCUGCUGCAGGUGGAUUUCCGGCCAUGGGUUUCGGAGGCGAUAUGAACCAAAUGCAAAUGAUGAUGGCUAUGCAGAAUGGCAUGGGAGCCGGAAACUUUGGAAACUUCCCCAUGAUGGGAAUGCCAGGAAUGAGCAUGGAUCCGAUGAUGAUGCAGAACAUGUUUAUGAACGGUGGAUUUGGAGGUGGCAUGAACGGCAUGAACAUGGGGAUGGGCAUGGGAGGCUUCGAUGGCGGUGUUGGCACAGGCUUCAAUAAUGGAUGGAACGGACAACAAUCAUGGAAUGUCGGACCAGAUAAUUUCAAUCAUCCAAAUGCAGCCAGCAUGGGUCACGGUGAUUAUGGAGCAAAUAACUCUGGAUACGCCUCUCACUCUGCAGGAUAUAAUCAAGGUAAUUAUGGACGCCCAAAUCAGUACAAUGACUACCAAAACAGCUACGGAUACCGAGGUCGGGGUCGAGGAGGUAGAGGCGGAUAUGGUCGUGGCGGCGGCUAUGGGCAUGGUGCCAAUGGUCCCAAUGAAGCUUUCUCACAACAGUACCCGCAGCAUGGCUCAGGUCAGCAGUCGAAUAGUAACAUUCCAACUGGUCCAAAGGCGGAUGUGGCCCCCGAGGCGUCAGGAAAUGUCGAUGAAUUCGGUAGAGAGAUACGUCAGAGGUCUGCAACCAAAGAAGAUUCUCCAUCGAAACCCACUGAAGAUGAGAAUGCGGUCCAGGAACCAGGAACUACUACUGCUGAAGACGGCCAUGAAGCUGAAGCCCCCUCAGCUGCCGUUCCCGAGGAAGCUCCUGCAGCUACAGAAGAGAUCAAUGCGCCAAUGCCAAUCCAAACCCUUGACGAUAUUGCUGAUGCCCCGUAUCAAGGUGAUAACAACGCUGCAUACAACCUUGGAUAUGGUCAGUCCCGAGGAGGAUAUUCCCAAGGUUACCAUGGACGAGGUGGCAGCUCUGUUGCUAUGCAACCUCCCGUUGUGAAGCCUGUUGAUAUUCCCAUCAAUGCACCAACCGGUCCUAAGGCUAUGCGUGAGGGAUUGCCCAAUACAAGUCUUGCUAACCUACGUGGGCGAGGAUACUCGAUGGCUGGUCGACCUAGUUCGAGACCCACCAGCCAGAGUGCGAGUGCAAGUGUCGUCCCUGAGACUUUUGAAAAGGAUGAUAAAGAUUGUGAGAGAAGCAGAUCACCCUCACGAGAACGAGAGGGAGAGCGGUCUCGAUCCAAAUCAAGAGAGAGAAAGAGAAGCAGAAGCAGAAGUAGAGAGAGACAUCACCGCAGACAUAGGCAUCGCUCGGUGUCCGCCUCCGAAGAUGAGAAGGAAACUGAACGACGCAGAGAACGUCGACGAGAACGACGCCGUCGCCGUGAAGAGGAAGAACCCAUUGAUGAUCGCCCUGUGGACGAAAUCGAAGAAGACAAGAGAGAUAUUGUAGACGAGGAACGAUCUCGCUCUGCUUCGCCCUCGGAGUCUAAACGCUCAAGUCACCGAAGCCGCCGAGACAGAGAUAAGUAUCGCGAACGAGACCGCGAGAGCAGCAGAGAACGCAAAUCCUCAUCGACCAAACACCGUUCCCACCGCUCCCGCCACGACGACAGAUCACGAAGCCGAGACCGAGACCGUGAACGAGACCGAGAGAAGGAUCGCGAUCGCGAGCACAGACACCGCCACUCCCGCCACCAUUCUGAGGAAGCCUCCGAGCGAGAACGACCCAAGAUAUCCGACAAGGAAAAGGAACCCCUCAAGACUCCCAUCGAAGAAGCCGACUCCUCGCGCAGACCUUCGGUCAUCUCAAACAGCGCAAACGGCAUCGAAAUCAAAGGCUCCAGCAGACGCAAGCACACUAUCGAAGAGCUCCCUGUCAACAUACCCGCUGGGCCCCGUCAAGACCGUGUGUCAGCUUCCACGUCCAGACUUUAUCGUGACAAAGAACGAGAGAAGGAGAAAGACAGAUCUAGUGGCAACAAACACCACGACUCCUCUCGUUCCUCACGCCACGAGCCUUCUCGCUCCCGCACUCACGAUCACGAAAAAGACACCUCGAAAUCCUCCCAGUUAUCUGUCUCCGCCCCAGCAGCAUCAGCACCCAAAGACAAAGACCCGCACGAAAUUGAGCGCGAAGCCCGUAAUCGUGAAAGAUUACUGAAAGAGGCGCAAAGGAUCGCGGGGCUGGCUGGGAGUAUGGGUGGUGGUGGCAGGAAGAGGAGCAGAGAUGAUGGCGAUGAGGGGAGGAAUUCGAAGGGAAGGAAGAAGGGACGAAGGAGCGGGGCUGUGGUUGAUGGGGAGGAGGAGAGGAUUGCGAGGCUGGAGGCUGAGAGGGAGGGGGCGAGGUGGGCGUGAGUGUGACAAGCCUUACAUUAUCCCCCACUAACAAACACAGCCUCAAUCUCGGUCUUAUGUCAUCUCUCCCCUCUCCACGCCCCCCUCUUUUGUGAGAGCUUGCUUUAUGUGGAAAAAAUUUGUUUGGGAGAGAGAUAUCUUACGGUUGAGGGAAAAGAACAGCCACACAAAAUAAAUCCGUCGUUGAUACAUUGUUCGUUGCUGCAUUAUGGGCAGAGAGGUGGCUUCUUGAUUGAAAAAGCGAGGGAAGAGGAUGGAAACGAAAACUUGUACAUUACUCUACUUCACCUCCCUUACUAUUGAUGGAUGGGAUGGGAUGGGAUAGGUAGACAUAAAUGCAAAUGCAUAAUCAAUUUAUAUCUGUUUCUUGAGCCAGUGUGCUAG
Molecule: messenger RNA, 3554 nt
Organism: Hyaloscypha bicolor E
Lineage: Eukaryota; Fungi; Ascomycota; Leotiomycetes; Helotiales; Hyaloscyphaceae
Exons: 5
Coding region: 156-3170 (1004 amino acids)
Biological process (GO): telomere maintenance
Cellular component (GO): nucleus
Source: RefSeq, a predicted model, not a curated record